GUCGGGCGCCAGGGCCGAGCUGUGGCUGUGGUGGCGGUAGUGGUGGCGGUAGUGGUGGCGGCGCCCGGGCAGCAACGGCAGCGGCAGCGGCAGCCCUGAGCAGGGUGAGACGGCCGCGAUGGCGGCAGCUCGGGGUCGGGCGGCGCCUGGAGCUUCCCGCCCGUCGCUGGCGCUAGGCCCCUCGGCUCUCCUCUGCCCGCUCCUCCUCACGGCCCUGGCUGGGUCCCGGCAGCGUGCCGCCGGGGAGGGCGGAGCCGUAGGUGGAGGAGUUACUGAUGGCCAUGGAGAAGGUAAAACAGGAGCUGGAGUCCGUGAAGGCGACGCUGUCCUGCACUCAGCAGUCACUGGCAGAGAAGGAAACUCAUGUGACCAACCUUCGGGCCGAGAGAAGAAAACACUUAGAGGAAGUUCUGGAGAUGAACACAUGCAAAUGACAGUCCAGGCUCUCCAGGAUGAAUUGCGGAUCCAGAGGGACCUAAACCAGCUGUUUCAACAGGAUAGUAACAGUAGGACUGGUGAGCCUUGCGUGGCAGAGCUGACGGAGGAGAACUUUCAGAGGCUGCACACUGAGCAUGAGCGGCAGGCCAAGGAGCUGUUCCUCCUUCGAAAGACUCUGGAGGAGAUGGAGCUGCGGAUUGAGACUCAGAAGCAAACCCUGAACGCUCGGGACGAAUCCAUCAAGAAGUUUCUGGAGAUGUUGCAGAGCAAGGGGCUUUCUGCUAAGGCUACUGAGGAGGACCAUGAGAGAACAAGGAGACUGGCAGAGGCAGAGAUGCAUGUCCACCACCUCGAAAGCCUUUUGGAGCAGAAGGAAAAAGAGGACGCUCUGUUGAGAGAGGAUUCAGAAAUUUCCUCUAUGGAGCGUGGGCUCCGAGACUUGGAAGAGGAGAUUCAGAUGCUGAAAUCAAACGGGGCUUUGAGUACUGAAGAACGAGAGGAAGAAAUGAGGCAAAUGGAGGUCUAUCGGAGCCAUUCUAAAUUUAUGAAAAACAAGAUUGGUCAGGUGAAGCAGGAGCUGUCCAGAAAGGACACAGAACUACUAGCCCUACAGACAAAGCUAGAAACACUCACCAACCAGUUCUCAGACAGCAAGCAGCACAUUGAAGUGCUGAAGGAGUCCUUGACUGCUAAGGAGUCGAGGGCUGCCAUCCUGCAGAACGAGGUGGAUGCUCUGGGGUUGCGUUUGGAAGAGAAGGAAACCAUGCUGAAUAAGAAGACAAAACAAAUCCAGGACAUGGCUGAGGAGAAGGGGACCACAGCUGGAGAGAUCCAUGACCUCAAGGACAUGCUGGAUGUGAAGGAGCGGAAAGUUAAUGUCCUUCAGAAGAAGAUUGAAAAUCUCCAAGAGCAACUUAGAGAUAAGGAAAAGCAGAUGAGCAGCUUGAAGGAGCGAGUCAAAUCCUUGCAGGCUGACACCACCAACACUGACACCGCCUUGACUACUUUGGAGGAGGCCCUUGCCAAGAAGGAGCGGACAAUCGAACGCUUGAAGGACCAGCGGGAGCGAGAUGAGCAAGAAAAGCAGGAGGAAAUUCAUAACUACAAAAAAGAUCUUAAAGACCUGAAAGAAAAAGUCAGCCUAUUGCAAGGCGACCUCUCAGAGAAAGAGGCUUCACUCUUGGAUCUGAAAGAGCAUGCUUCUUCCCUGGCUUCCGCAGGACUGAAAAAGGACUCACGGCUUGAGACACUAGAAAUUGCUUUGGAGCAGAAGAAGGAAGAGUGUCUGAAGAUGGACUCGCAGUUGAAAAAGGCACACGAGGCAGCAUCGGAAGCCAGAGCCAGUCCAGAGAUGAGUGAUCGAAUACAGCAAUUGGAGAGAGAGAUUGCCAGGUACAAAGAUGACUCUAGCAAGGCCCAGGCAGAAGUUGACCGCCUCUUGGAAAUCUUGAAGGAGGUGGAAAGUGAGAAGAAUGACAAAGAUAAGAAGAUUGCUGAGUUGGAAAGGAGAAUCUUGGUACCAGGACCGCAGAAUGAAGAACUUGGAGUCCCCGUGGCUAAUCCAGCGGAGGGAAAAGGAGAAACAGAGACGGGAGAGAAAAUAAAGGGAACCCUUGGUGCUGCUGCAGGCCCAAGUCCAGACUCGCAGGCUUUCUGGACCUCUGAGGAACAGAAGCACUUCACAGAACCUCUGCUACAGAACCAAACAUAUUGAAAUGACUCUUUACGAAGAUAUUGAAACAACGGAAACAGAAGACAUGACGAUUGUUUCUCCUGAGGGUUCAGUUACCUAGGGGGCCUUUAGCAAACUUUGAUUGAUACAUCUAACCCUUCCUUCCUUGGCAAUAAUUGAUCACACUGUGAGGAAAACAAGUUAGAGAAUGGAAAAAUAAUAUUUGGAUUUCAACGAAAUAAUAAAAAUGCAGGGAGUAUCUUUGACUUUUGCAAAGGUGAGAAGAGAGUUUCCAUUUUGAUUAUUUGAUGGCAGGAAUCCCUUUUAAAAUAGGGCCAGUCUGCAUGAUGCAUUGAAAAAUCAACCUUUUCAAAUACAGCCAUAACCCCCACAAGAUUUCUUGAUUUCUCUGGGGUCAGAUAAACCAUCACAUUUCACAGUGGUGCCCUGUACAUGAAAGUGAUAAGCAUAAUCUGGAAGCACAGCAGUGGCUAAAACUAUGGAGCUGGCAGCCAUUCGCUGAAAUGAUUUUUUGCUUUUCAUUCAUUGCAUAAAAUGCUCAUGUCCAAAUUCAGGCAGGUAGAUCUUACCAGCCAUCAAGAGCUUCAACCCUGCUAACAGUUAAGUAUGCACUUUUAAACCCUACUUUGACUGCUCCAGAAACUUACUGGGUUUCUUUAAUGCCUCUGUUACUAUUUCCUUUGUGUCAUUUUGUUUUUCUUUCAAAACAUAGCUGUGUGACCUUGGGGAAGUUAUAUUAUUUCCUUGAGACUUGGUUGCCUUCUCUGUGAAUAUCUGGGUAUAAUUUUAGUAUUGCCCAAUAGAAUUUUCAGUGAUAAUGAAAAUAUUCUAUAUCUGUACCGUGCAAUGCAGUACUCAAUAGCUCCAUGGAGCUAAUAAACAUCUUUGAAAUAUGGCAAAUGCAACUGAGGAACUGAAUUUUUAAUCUUAUUUUUAAAUUUGUUUAAAUAUAAAUAAUGCCACGUGGCUAGCAUCUGUUGACAGUACAGAUCUACAUAAUAUUUUAAGGACACUCUCCACUCAAAAACUCUACCAUUCAUUAACUCAGCCUAAAUAUUUUUGCCCUCUGACAAACAGAAAAUAAUUUAUGCUUCCCUUGAAAUUAUCUGUCAAGACCUUUAUCAGUUUGGGGUCAUUCUAUUCUUAAAAUUGACUUUGCUUUAUGAAACUUUAAUAAUGUUGGAGUUUCCUGCCCUUGGUACCACCUUUGUGAUGAUGGGAAAUAUUGGGGAUGAUCAAGGACCAUUUCAAGAGAUCAUGGAGAGAAACCUCCUCCUGGAUUUAAUUUCAUUAUGAGGAUGUCAAAAUGCUGAAUUACUUAAAAUAAAACCCAUACCGUUUU
Molecule: messenger RNA, 3473 nt
Organism: Balaenoptera ricei (Rice's whale)
Lineage: Eukaryota; Metazoa; Chordata; Mammalia; Artiodactyla; Balaenopteridae
Product: ELKS/Rab6-interacting/CAST family member 1-like
Biological process (GO): neuromuscular synaptic transmission; maintenance of presynaptic active zone structure; regulation of synaptic plasticity
Cellular component (GO): cytoskeleton of presynaptic active zone
Molecular function (GO): structural constituent of presynaptic active zone
Source: RefSeq, a predicted model, not a curated record